AAAUAUCCGAGCAGCACUUGAACGCAGCACAGCGUCUGAUUCCAGCAAGGGGAGCUGACUGCUGAUCUCGCUGCUGUGUCAAGUGACAGCAAACAUCAUGGAGAGCCCUAACGAGGCGGCUGACGACGCACGACGCACCUUCUCCCAGGUGCUGUUCAUGGACAUCCCUCAGUCAUACCCACCUUCAACCUCCAUCACCUGCUGCUUCAACCUCACUGCCUCCUUCCAGCCAAACCCAAGGGACUGGGUUGGUGUUUUUAAGGUCGGGUGGAGCACUACAAAAGACUAUCAUACCUUCGUGUGGGUGGAGCCUUGCCUGGAUGUGGUCGGGCAGCAGGUGACGAGGCAAGCUUUUUUCAAAGAUUACUACCUGCCCAAAGAUGAGAUCGAGUUCUACCAGUUCUGUUACGUGGACAGUACUGGCCAAGUGCGAGGAGCCAGCACGCCGUUCUGUUUCAGAAACCCGGUGGAGGCGAGCCUGGAGAGCAGCCCAGAGGAAGACCUCCUGGUUAUUACAACACAGGAGCAGGUCGAUCAGAGCGUACGGGAGAAAGCCGAGCUGCAGAGAGAGCUGGAUCAGACCAUGGCGGAAAAUAAAACCUUAAAAAAUGCUCUGCAGCAGGAACAGCAAGACGCCGCCAACCUGAAGGAGCAGAAUGAAGAGAAAGAGAAAGAAAAGGACCGCCUGGUCAGAGAGCUGGAUCACAUGAAGGAGCAGAACGAGAACUUGAACAGCGUCGUGCAGCAGCAGCAGAAGGAAACAGAGCAGCUGAAGGAGGAGGUGUUGACCCUGAUGACCAAGCAGAUGCAGCUACACAAUGAAGCCGAGCAGACUAAACAGAGUCAAAGCUUGGAUGAAGUAUCCAUUCAGAAAGAGAAACACACUCAGGAGAAAUACGACCGCGCUGUGCUGAAGAUCAACCAGAUGAAAGCGGAGCGUGAGGAGCUGAAGGAGAAGGUUGAGUCUCAAAGUACGGAGGUCACAACGCUGAACAUCAAACUCAGAGAACAAGAGAGGGAGCUGUUAAAAAUGAAAGACAGUAUCCAGCUUCUUCAGGUGGAUCUUCAGAGCAGUGAGAAAGAGAAGGAGCAUCUCUCUGUGGAGCUGCAGAAGCUGCAAACUCACUCCCACAACGUGGACGGCCUGACGAGAGAGAACCAGGAGUUAACCAGGAGACUGUCACAUCUGGAGACCCUGAACUGUUCAGAUGACAAACUCAGGGCAGAGUAUGAGACUCUUGCUGGGAAGCUACGGGACGCUCAGGCGAAGCUAGCGGCUGAGAAGGAAGAGUCCAAAUCUGCAAAGAGACAGGCAGAGUUUCUGGACCGAGAGCUGCAGGACACCAAGGAGCAGCUGACAAAAGUGAUGCGUUUACAUGACAAGGCUCAGCGGACGACUGGCAAACAAGAGCUGAAUCUCAGUGAGGCGCAUGAACUCCUCGCUGAUAAGGAAAGCAUCAUCGAGGAGAAGGAAGACAUGAUCCGGCUCGAGAGACAUGAGAAAGAAGAGCUGGUCAGAGAAAACCAGAGUCUCAACAGAGACAUCGAGGGGCUCCGCAGACUUAACGCUGACCUCCAAGCAGCUUCCUCUGUCAACCUACCGCACAUUGAGCCUGACUCUGCACCCCUACCCCGCUCUGAUUCAAACACACCUGAGUGGCAACAGCUGGAGAUACCUGAGCAAGAGGAGCAGCUGUGUGAGACCAUAGAGGGCAUAGCAGACCCAGAAGAAGAGCAGUCGCUGGUGUGUCGACACUGCCAGGAGAGAUUCCCUGGAAUAACCCCAGAGGAACUGGAGCAGCACGAGCAGUGUCACAGAGUUUGUCCGUUCUGCACGAUGAUCUGUGACAACAUGGAGCAGUCUGUGUUUGAGGAUCACGUCUACGGUCACGAGCUGUGAGGGGGGAAAAACACGGGGUCAGACGCGGCCUGCUGGGUGACGUGUACAUGUCAGGAAGGAAAAUAUUGUCUUACAUGCUCAUACUUUUUGUUUUACAUAAUCUUUACAUGACUUAUGAACACUUUCCAAAGCAUACUGAAGCUUCUGUUCAGUCUUUACCUUCAACACAGCCGUCAGAGUCCGCUAGGGGUCCAGUGUGCGGGAAGACUCAGCUGGCAGAGACCUGAAACCAUCCAGGGUUACGCAAUCCAUCACAGUGAACAUGAUGUCCUCGUUUAUUUUGGUCUCAUGUUAUCAUACCAUUGAACGGGAUUACAUUUGAUUUGUUUUAGAAGGUCUCAGGCGGAUGAACACAUAACUGAGAUGGUAUCAUUUGACGUGUUUACAUUCUUGAACCCAGGGCUUUAAGCGGAAAGAGAACAAGUGCUAGUACUCCUUAAAUGAGGAGUGUCGUGCUCUAAAUUUCUACAAGAAGAUAAGAUAAGGUAAUGCUGAUUUCCACAGCAUCACAGCGCUCCUGUCUAAUCAUUAUCCUCGUUUAUCCAGCUCUGUAGAGACUUGCUGACGAAAACAAACAAGUGAGCAUCAUGUAACGCCUGCAGAAGGAUGUGAGCAUCACUUAUAGCGCCAUGGAGAAUGCAUUUUAGAUGCUGUUAUGAAUCGCCAACAUGGAGAAGACAGUUAAAGGUACUGGUCCCCUAAGGGAUCUUGCUUGUACCUCAAUAAGAGACCUUUAGUGUUCAAAAAGAGGCUGAAGUUUUCAGUAUCCUAAAGUCUGCAGUCACAUUCAAAUAUCAGCGAGUUUUUCUUUAUUCUGUCACACUCUUUGUUUACUAAAUGGCCGGCAGCAGUUUACUUCCUCAUAUCUCCCUCACACAUGGAAGUCAAAUGAACAUUCAAGUAGUUGAUUCUUGUCUGUGACACGUUGUGGCCUGAAAGAAGUCAGGUUGAGCAGAGCCUUUAGUUUUGAAAAAAGACGGAUUUUGAUUGCAGUUUUGAGUUUACUUGAAAGGUUCAGAUCGUCACACACUGCGUCUGCCCAGGCAGAGAACACCCCCCCACAUCCGAAAUGCUACAUCCCUCUGUCCUCCCUGACAAAGUAAAGUUAAAUCAGUGAAACAAUGAAGACUCUAACCUCAGUCGAUCAUGAGCAAAAACAGCACAUCAGGCAUCACCAAAACCUUAACCAGUUAUAUCACAAUGUGCACAAAAACAUCACACUGGUGGCGUCCCUAGUUACUGGCAUUACCUGUGGACAGACCAUAGACUGUAUAAAUAAUGGAUGUAGUGUCCGUGACAUCACCCAUGUGUUCCUGAGUGCUGUUUUGAAGCCGGUCAGCUUCAUAUGAAUGGGUGUGUAUGUGGUUUCUGCUAUUUAUACAGUCUAUGGGUUUCUGGUGUUUCUGCAGCCAGCCUCUAGUGGAUGCUCGAUGAACUGCAGUUUUUAGCACUUGUGCAUGGGCUUCAUAUUUUGAGACUGGAAGUUGCCGCUUGGGACAGACAGACACAUGCAAGGGUACGAACACUUGAUCCCCUGCCCCUCGCUGAGACAACAAACAAGAUAAUGAAUCAGAGUGGAUUCUGAGCGUCAGCUGCUGCCUGGAUAUUUUAGACACAAUUCAUUCAGUGCUAAAAAAAGGACUAAUGUUACCGAGCCUUACAUAUUAGCCUCUUAGAGCCUUUGAACAAACGUUCAUUACAAUGACGGCCUGUAAAAACAGGAGGCGGAAUAUCGAAACCUUUGGUAUGCUUUGGAAACUAACAGCUGCGAGGUAAACAGGAUUUGUAAUUAAUGUAGUUAAAGAAGUUCUAACGAUGUUACGGCCCUCUGGUUGAUUUAAUUAUAAGUUAGACUCACUUUAAUUGUGUAAAACCUACAUUUGAUUCACAGAGUGGCCUUACAUUAAAAAAUAUCCACUGUAACCAAACAAGCCAAUCAAAAUGUUUGUUUACCUGAUUUUCUGAUGAUUAAAUGUUGUAUAUGAGGAGAUAUGUUGUUGAUCAAGUGAGUAGUGAGAUUGUUCAAGUUAUCUGAAUGAAUCAGUGUAAAAGUGAUUGUGGUAAAUAAACAGAAAAACUGAGA
Messenger RNA from Notolabrus celidotus (New Zealand spotty), 3983 nucleotides. RefSeq names its product calcium binding and coiled-coil domain 2 (gene calcoco2). The transcript has 15 exons. Bases 98 to 1900 code for a protein of 600 amino acids. Lineage: Eukaryota; Metazoa; Chordata; Actinopteri; Labriformes; Labridae. The record is from RefSeq and is a predicted model, not a curated record.